Molecule: messenger RNA, 1278 nt
Organism: Torulaspora globosa
Lineage: Eukaryota; Fungi; Ascomycota; Saccharomycetes; Saccharomycetales; Saccharomycetaceae
Gene: NOB1
Product: rRNA-binding endoribonuclease
Exons: 1
Coding region: 1-1278 (425 amino acids)
Biological process (GO): maturation of SSU-rRNA; ribosomal small subunit biogenesis
Cellular component (GO): preribosome, small subunit precursor
Molecular function (GO): RNA endonuclease activity
Source: RefSeq, a predicted model, not a curated record
AUGUCUACCGACGCUGUUGCCCACGUUAGGGCCCUUGUUCUGGAUGCGACGCCGCUGAUUACGCAGCCUUACACACAUUACCAGCACUAUGCGCAAUCAUUCUACACCUGCCCUACUGUGUUCAACGAGAUAAAGGAUACGAAUGCGAGGAAGAAUCUAGAGAUUUGGGAGUCGCUUGGGGUUUUGCGAUUGAGACAUCCUGCCCGGGAAUCCAUCGAUCGUGUGAGCGCUUUCGCUAAGCUCACCGGUGAUUAUUCUGUACUGAGUGCCAACGACAUACACAUUUUGGCUCUGACGUACGAGCUUGAGGCUGAACUAAACAAGGGCGAUUGGAGGCUGAGGAGGAAGCCCGGCGAUUCUUUGGACCAUUUGGACGAGGAAAAGGCCGACCAGAGUGAAGCCGUUGCGCAGGCUGCGGAAUCUCAGCAGGACAAGCCAAAGAAGAACCGCAGAAGAGGUGGAAAGAAGCAGAGGGCUAAGCGAGAGGCUAGAGAGGCUGAGGCUUCGGCGGCGCAGGAUAGCGCUGCCUCUGGGGACGACGAAGACGCAGACGACGGGGAAUGGAUCACCGUGGACAAUCUAACCGAAGUGAUGAUCAGAGAUAGUGGCGAAGACACCACUGGUGCGAGGGGCGUGGAGGCAACAGAGAAGGAGCGUAUAAUAGCUCUCAACGCGCCCAAGAACCAGGUCGCUCUUGCGACAGGCGACUUUGCCGUGCAGAACGUGGCGUUGCAGAUGAACCUGAACCUGAUGAACUUCAUGUCCGGGUUGAAGAUUAGGAGGCUGCGGAAUUACAUGAUGCGCUGCCACGCCUGUUUCAAGCUCUUCCCGCUCCCCAAGGACGGCAACCCAACGCAUUUCUGCCCGUCCUGCGGCGGCCAGGGCACUUUACUGAGGUGUGCCGUCUCGGUGGACGGCCAAACCGGAGAAGUGACUCCCCAUCUCAAGGCAAACUUCCAGUGGAUCAACAGAGGCAACAGGUACUCGAUUGCGAGCCCGCUGUCGAAGAACUCCCAGCGGAAGUACGGGAACAGAGGUACCGUGCACUCCAAGCCGCACGACUCCGACCUGAUCGUCAGAGAGGACCAGAAGGAGUACCAGAAGGCCCUCAAGCAAGACGAGUGGACCAAGAAGCACAAUGAAAAGAUCCUCAACGACUGGAUUGGCGGUGGAUCCGCAGACAACUACAUGUCGCCGUUCGCCAUCACCGGGCUCAAGAGCCACACCGUGCGCGUGGGCAGAGGAAGGAACGCCAACAGCACCAGGAAGAAACGCUGA